Molecule: messenger RNA, 944 nt
Organism: Zychaea mexicana
Lineage: Eukaryota; Fungi; Mucoromycota; Mucoromycetes; Mucorales; Lichtheimiaceae
Product: retrieval of early ER protein Rer1
Exons: 5
Coding region: 39-617 (192 amino acids)
Biological process (GO): protein retention in ER lumen; retrograde vesicle-mediated transport, Golgi to endoplasmic reticulum
Cellular component (GO): Golgi membrane
Source: RefSeq, a predicted model, not a curated record
CCUUCUCACGUACCCUUUUACACAAACCAAACCUCAUUAUGGAAGAUAUAAAUGCAGAGGAAUCCGCAAACGCAUUUCUUGCCCAAAAGGCAGCUUUAGAAAGACGCUGGCAACGAAUACUAGAUGAUACCACACCGUUUGUACAUUAUCGCUGGAUUGGUUUUGGUGUAGCGUUGUUACUUUUUAUGCUUCGCAUUUUGAUCGUACAAGGAUGGUACAUUAUCACCUAUGCUUUGGGUAUCUACUUGCUUAACUUGUUCCUGGCAUUUUUGACGCCCAAAUUCGACCCGUCGUUGGAGUUGGAUACGCAGGAAACUGAGAUGGAAGAAGGCCCUUCUUUACCAACAAAGGCAGAUGAAGAGUUCAAGCCUUUCAUUCGAAGAUUGCCAGAAUUCAAGUUUUGGUACUCUGCAACGAGAGCUACGGUGAUUGCCAUUUUCUGCAGCUUUUUCAGCGUAUUUGAUAUUCCUGUGUUCUGGCCCAUCCUCUUGAUCUACUUUUGCAUUCUAUUUGCAAUCACGAUGCGGCGACAAAUCAAGCAUAUGAUCAAAUACAAGUAUAUUCCUUUUGACUGGGGAAAGAAGAAUUAUGGUCCUGGCACCAGUCGAAGCAGGUGAUUUGCUUUGUAGUCGCCGACGUUGUCGUCUUCUGUCUGCUUGAUGAUAACCAGAGAAAUCUUAUAUAAAAAAAUAAUACUGAAAGGGUUGUAUAUGGCUUUUUUGUACUUUUAGCGGUUAUAUAGACGUGGCCGCAUCGUAAUAUAUUUUCUUUUAGCUUGUGGAUUUGAAAUGCUUCUAUAGGUUAUUGUCUCCGGGAUCAUAUACGGUUGUUGAAUAUGCUGUCAUUUCAUGGACGACAAGAUGGGAGGAAAGGGAAGAGAGAGAGAGAGAGAGGGGGGGGAUAUAUAAUAAGUUCGAGCAUAUUGGGCCACUUGUAGCGUUCAU